AUGCCAAACUGCCAAGGUCACCACCACCUCGGCGCCGCCGGUCGGCUUCGUAUGAUUCUGUCUCAAGCAUCUCCACCCAAUCCCCCUCGCCUGCAUCUAAACGAGGGCGAAGCCCCCCACGCGAACCCAAAAGGCGAGGAUCCAGGACUCCCAGCCCAGCGUCGAGAGGCCGAUCGCCAUAUUCCCGCAGCGUUAGCCCUCGACCCAGGAGCAAGCAGGCCAAUUCUCGAAGCCCCAGCCCACCACCCAGAACCAGGCCUGUCUACUCCCGUAGUCCAAGCCCUCCUCCUAGAGAGACUAAGGAAUUCUACUCCCGCAACCGUUCGCCACGCAGCCCGUCGCUCCAGCCGUCACCACCGCGACGUUAUCGCCAACCGUCGCAGAGCCCAGGGCGGAGGAUUCGUUCUCCAUUUCCCAAGCGGUCUCCAUCUCCCCGACGCGAUCGCCGGGCUGCUUGGAGACCUGGAUACGAGCGACGUGCCGAUGAUAGAACAUAUGGUGGCAGGAAUUCGUACGGAAGGAGGAGCCGGUCCAGAUCAAGGUCGCCACCAAGGCGUGGGGAGAGAACGUGGAGGAAUGAGAGCGCGGAUUAUAGGAAUCGUGAUGAGCGAGGCCGGAGGGAUUCGCCCCCGCCAGUGCCUCGUCAGCAGUCUCCAGAGCGCGAGAGAAGUCUGA
Molecule: messenger RNA, 675 nt
Organism: Thermochaetoides thermophila DSM 1495
Lineage: Eukaryota; Fungi; Ascomycota; Sordariomycetes; Sordariales; Chaetomiaceae
Exons: 1
Coding region: 1-675 (224 amino acids)
Source: RefSeq, a predicted model, not a curated record